Messenger RNA from Bactrocera oleae (olive fruit fly), 2309 nucleotides. RefSeq names its product Limostatin (gene Lst). The record is from RefSeq and is a predicted model, not a curated record. Lineage: Eukaryota; Metazoa; Arthropoda; Insecta; Diptera; Tephritidae.
UGCGCCACCGCCCAAUGCGAAGUGUUAGCAUUCUAAUAACAACAAGCACUGGCAAAAUCUAGUAGCGAUUCAAGCUGUUAAGCAGCUGUGAGGUGCUAAAUCAUUGAGCAGUGCAAAUAAAUAAUCGAAAAUCAAACAUUCUCAGAACAUCAUAAUUAUCAUUAAUAUAUGUUUUCAUAAUUCCUGUUAACAUAAUGGACAAAGAAAUAACUAAGUUCAUGCUCAUACAUUCUGAAAUAUUUCGUGUACAUAUGUAUGCAUUAGCAAGAAUAAUUUGAUACCAGUGGCGGUCCCCUCUGCGAAUCACAGAUCUUCAAUUUACUUCAUGCUUGGUUAGAGCGACACUUUUGGUGCUCGAUGGAGUGAGCAGAGGCUCUGCUGACUUCGGAUGUGUAGUGGGCUUCGGAUGUGUAGGGAGCGACUUUUGUCGACGUCUUCUUUAAACUGCUGGCUGGGCUAGCCAAACCUGUUGGUGGAUGCUGUGGUUGCUGCUGCCACUCCGCUCUUGAAUUUGUCUCAGCUGCUAGUGUUGUUGUUGGUCUUCUUAGUGGAGUUGUUGUUGCUCUUCUAAUAUUGGUGUUUUUGUGUUACGUUUUUUUAAAUUUAAAUAUAUUUUUUUAUUCGUUAUUUUCAUUGUCAGAGUCGUCGUUGUUGUUAUUAUUGUUGCUGUAUUGUGUUGCUUUUCUUUCGUCACUUCUGAUGAUGAUCACAACAACAAUACGCUUGAAGCGAUAAAAAUUCAUAUAUAAAUGUGAAUUUGUCACAACGAUUCUUGACAGUAAAAUAACAAAAUUUGCGCCGAACAGAUCGAUCGUCCAAUGAUCGCAAAUAAUUUGCAAGUCGAACAAAGAGUUUAUUAUUUUUUUCCUAAUAAAUAUUUGUGCGAUAAUAAUUAUUGAAAGUGUGAAUCGCAGCCAGUGAUUGUUUUUUUCAAAACGAAAUCAAGAAGUUAAAUAAAAAAUUCGCCAACAACGCAAAAAGUGUCAAAGCAAUUACUUUCUGUGAUAAUCAAUUGAAUCAACCUUGCUGAUUUUUUAUAAACCAAAAACCAAAUAUUUGAAAAAAUAGUUGAAAUCAUAAACAUAUGUACUGAACCAAGGUGUGUUUUACAUUACAUACUAAAAAUCGUUUUUGAGUGUCCUCGAAGCUUAAACAUUUGCAGCAAAAGCUAAUGAAACCAGCAAUGGCUAAAUUCUGCAUCGUCGCUUUAUGUAUUCUGGCGCCGUUGGCCAGCCUCAAUCUCGGUGUUCAAGCACAGGAAGGCGUCAACAAUUACCUCGACGUGGAGACGCCGAACUUUUUCCAAUAUAACUCGCCACUGCGACGACCGGAAAGUUUGCGCUCGCCACAAUACUUGGAUUUCCUCAGCACACUGUAUCGCAAUGAUGCCGCCAAAGCGGAUAUAUUGCGCCCGUACGUGAGAUCACGUCGUUCCGUAGCCGAUGCGCCGCUCACUGCGCCUUUGGAUAUGUCGCUUUCGCCGUUAGCUGCCGUUGCAGCGUCUGGCUCUGCGCCACUCGAUGAGCGUCCACGUCGUGCCAUUGUCUUCCGUCCGCUGUUCGUCUACAAACAGCAACAGAUUCGCCGGGAGAACCUGUCGAAACAUCGCCGUCGUGUGUGAAGUGAUUGUGUCAAAUAGAACAGGGUCAGCGACCGGUUCUUGGUUGCGGAUAUCUGAAAUACACUGCGAUCUUAUUAUAUUAUUUUUUAAUGUUUACUCGUAUUUUGUAUAUUUAUGAAAUUACACUUUGUUGUUGACAUCGCUUGCCUAUUCUUGCAUUCACUGUGCACCGACUUCCGUUCGCCAUUUCUUCUUUAUUGCUUAACAUGAAAUUAAAUCUGUCGUUCACCAUUUUCUGUUCUGCACAUUUUGUCGCCUUAAUUUAAAGAAAUCAAAAAAACUAGAAUAAGCGAGAACUUCGUCACUAAACAUUGGCCAUCGAAAAUUUCGAAAAACUUUUUUCUGUACAUAAUUAUCUACAUGUGCAUUUACAUAUGUACUUAGUAAAUUAGAAUUACCCAUUAUUGUCUAAGUAUGUCAAAAUUAAAAAAGUCCUUAGAAUGGAAAGAAGAGUAUUGCUCUAUGCAGCCUACUUUUAGGGGCGAAUAUUUGUUACUAGAAAAUGAAACGAGUGUAUUUUUAAGGCUUGUUGAGUUGUUAAAAAAAGAAUAGAAAGUUAAAUUAAAGGAAAUUGUUAGAACUAAUUCAAGUAGAAGAAAAGAAAGUGCACUAAAUCACAAUAUAUGACUUGUAAAAUUAAUAAUAUGUAUGUAAAUAAAUAAAUAAAUAAAAUUUUAUAUCUCAAAAA